Molecule: messenger RNA, 2718 nt
Organism: Xenia sp. Carnegie-2017
Lineage: Eukaryota; Metazoa; Cnidaria; Anthozoa; Malacalcyonacea; Xeniidae
Product: sodium/glucose cotransporter 5-like
Biological process (GO): transmembrane transport
Cellular component (GO): plasma membrane
Molecular function (GO): D-glucose:sodium symporter activity
Source: RefSeq, a predicted model, not a curated record
UUUAUCAAAUUAUCCGUCAAGAACAAUGAACGGCACAGCAGUAUCUAUACCAUUAGCCUAGCGACCAAACUUAUAUUUCAAAGUGUUUGUGCCACGCAUACAUUGUUGCCACGUCAAAAACACGCCCCCGUACACAACCCUUCCACAUCCACCGUUGUACUGAGGCAGAUGUCUACACUGCUGCUGAGAACGCUGUACUACGCAACAAGAAUUGACGGUUUCUUUGGAUCAAAUUACGAGUUUUUUCGCCGAAACAGACAUCCUUCAUUGAUAGAAAUUGAUAAUCAUGGUUAUCGGAAAGGUUGAGAAUAAUCUUCAUUGGGCCGACUGGUUUAUCAUCGUUUUCUAUUUUUUGUUUACUGUUGGUGUUGGAUUAUUUGCGAAGUUCCGUAAAAGUAAAAGUGACACGACAGCCGAAAGUUACUUUCUGGCCGGUCGUUCUUUGACAUGGUGGAUGGUUGGUGGAUCAUUGUUUGCCAGUAACAUGGGUGGAGCACAUUUUAUUGGAAUAUCAGGUGAUGCAGCAGCUACGGGAAUUGCUGUUGUAUCGUAUGAAUGGCAGGCAUCGUGGAUCCUGUUACUUUUGGGUUACGUUUUUGUUCCAGUAUAUUUAAAAGGAGGGAUCUUCACAAUGCCGGAGUAUUUAGAAAAACGUUACAAAAGUCCAACACUCCGUGGAAUUUUAACAUUCACUUCUCUCGUGAGUUACAUCUUCACAAAGAUAUCGGUUGAUUUAUAUGCCGGAAGUUUGUAUUUCAAAGAAGCUACAGGAAUGAGUAUCUACAUCUCUUCAAUAUUGGUUCUUUUGAUCACAGCAUUAUACGUCAUCUUAGGUGGUCUUGAAGCAGUAACAUACACAGAUGUUGUACAAUGUUCUAUAAUGUUGGUCGGUGGUGUCAUUUUAGCUGGUUUGGCAUUUGGGAAAGUUGGUGGUGAAGGUACAUUGUGGGAUCGAUUUGCGAAGCUUUAUGGCACCCUGAAUGACAAUAGCAAUAUGAAGAUGAUGGGUAACAUUACGAUGAUGGGUAAUAUGACGAUGGGUAAUAUGACGAUGAUGUGUAACAUGACGAUGGGUAAUAUGACGAUGAUGGGUAAUAUGACGAUGGGUAAUAUGACAAUGAUGACAACAUGUAAUAAAUCAAUUGACACUGGCUGUUUCAGCAUGACUCCAUACUGGGGUAAUAUGUUUCGUCCUGCGAGUGAUCCUGAGUAUCCAUGGAUUGGUCUGUGGGUUGCUUUGCCCAUCAUUGGCGUAUGGUAUUGGUGUACAGAUCAAGUUAUUGUACAGCGUUCUUUAGCUGCUAGAAAUAUUGUACAUGCUAAAGGAGGCAGCAUUCUUGCUGGUUUUCUUAAAGUACUUCCUAUGUGGAUUAUGGUCAUGCCUGGAAUGAUAGCCCGUGUCUUGUACCCAGACACAGUUGGUUGUUCUAGUGCUGAGUCUUGUCAUAAAGCAUGUGAAAAUGAGCUGGGAUGUACAAAUAAAGCAUAUCCUGAAUUGGUUAUGAACAUUCUUCCUGUUGGAAUGGUUGGUCUCAUGAUGUCUGUAAUGUUAGCAGCUGUAAUGUCGUCUCUUUCCUCCGUAUUUAACAGUUCAAGUACCAUAUUCACAAUUGAUAUUUGGACAAAAUUCAUAAGAAAGCAGGCCAGUGAAAAAGAAAAAGUAAAUGUUGGUAGAAUAGUUGUGGGUGUUCUUGUUGUCCUUGGUGUUUUAUGGCUUCCUCUUAUAGAUCGUGGAGGCGGUGGACGUCUUUUCAAAUACCUUCAAACUAUCCAAAUGUACAUUGGUGCUCCCGUCAUGGCUGUAUUUGCUGCUGGUAUACUGUGGCAUCGUGCAAAUGAAGCUGGAGGACUCGCAGGUCUUGUAUAUGGUAUAAUACUCGGCUCAGCAAGAUUUAUUACUGAAUAUGUUUAUGAAGCACCAACUUGUCAUGAAGAAGACCUAAGACCUUUAUUUGCCAGGAUGAAUUUCAUGUAUUUUGGUAUUAUUCUCUUUUUCACAUCUCUCGUCGUCAUUAUUGUUGCAAGCUACCUAAGGCCCGCCAUUGAGCUCGACGACUUAGCUGGACUUACAUGGAAAACGAUACACAAUAAGAAAGAAGUUGAUCCAGAUGAAUAUGAACUUGCUCCACGUCAAGGGAAUAAUGUCAAGAAUGGUAAAGUUGUCAUGGUGUCGAGUAAAGGUGACUACAGUCCAAGUAUGUCCAUGAUUGAAAAUGGUCAUGUGACCAGAAGCACAUCCGAAGAAGAUAUUUUACACGAAACACGCCGAGAAAAAAUGAUUCUUACAGCUGGAACCGUAGGCUUGUUGAUUACACUUCUUAUUGUGUGGGUUUACUAUAGAUAGAUGUUUGGUGCUAACGUUUGACAAACGAUUUGCAUGGAGGAUUUUGUUUUUUUAUAAUCAAGAAAUGGUCGGAAUUGAAGUAUGUGGUCUUAGUGGCAUAGCUUUAGCUAGAACCUCAACUGGGGGAAAGGGGGGGCGGAUAUUCAUAUAAACAGGAUAUGCCGUAUUAAGUUCCUUCGAAAUCUAUUGUUUUCAGUCGAUUGUAGCAUUCAUUCAUGAAUAUUUCCCUCCCCCCCUUCUCUCCAAUCAUCGCGCUGAUGGCGCUACUGUCUUAGUGGUAAAUCUAGUUUAUAAUUAAAUAUUGAUAUUUACAUUUGAUGUAACAGAUAUAGCUUGUGUUGUAAAUAAAUCGAUGUCAAUAAAGCACAACUAAA